UUCGUAAUAAAUGAAAGGGGCGAAAGAAGUUGAAGAAGGCAAUCACGAAGAAAACGUCGCCGUAUUCAUUGCCCGGCUGACUUCGCAAUCGUAGGAAAACAGAAAGAGCGCCCGCGCGACGCAAUAGUGUGACGGACUCGUGAGUUUCUCCACCUUCGCAUCCCAAUGGCUUUUCUGACUUCAUUCAGAUCCUUCUUUACUCUUCAAUCAAUGUAUCCCCUCCUUCCUUCUCUCUAAACUCUUUCCGUGUUUACAAUCACUAGCACAUACUCUCCUAUAUGAUUUGCUGAUUUGCACAGUUUGAAUUACAGGAAGGGGAGAAGCUCCGGGAAGUAUGGCGAAGAAGGCAUCAGCAGUGUCGUCGUCGCCGUCUCCGCCGCCGUUAUCGGUGCGGCAUAUGCUGUGGCUGGGGUGGAAGAUGGUGAUCGCUCUGUCUCUGGCUCUCUGUGUCUUGAUUUUCCUUAGGCUCCAUUACUACUCCCUCUCUGAUUCCGACGACCUCAUCACUGCUUCCAAAGCAUUACUCUCCGUUUCUUACAAACCGCAUCUCCAUCUCGCCGAAAAUUUCUCUGGAAAUCCGAAGGUUUCUUUCCUGUUUCUAACUCGAAGCAGCUUGCCUCUCGAUUUCGUCUGGAGAAGCUUCUUUCAGAUUGCUGAUCCUGCCAAUUUCUCAAUAUAUAUACACUCCAAACCAGGAUUUUCAUUUGAUCAUUCUACAACAAGUUCCCCAUUCUUUUACAACCGACAGCUCAAUAACAGCAUCCUGGUAGCUUGGGGAGAAUCAAGCAUGAUUGAAGCAGAGAGGUUAUUACUUGCAGCAGCUCUUGAGGAUCCAGCUAAUCAAAGAUUUGUUCUCUUAUCAGACAGUUGUGUACCUUUAUACAACUUCAGCUAUGUAUACAACUACUUAAUGUCUUCUCCCAAGAGUUUUGUGGACAGUUUUUUGGAUGUAAGUGGAAAAGACAACCGGUACAACCCAAAGAUGAAACCAUAUAUACCAAAGAGCAAAUGGAGGAAAGGAUCCCAGUGGAUCGCUUUGGUUCGAGAACAUGCAGAGAUUGUUGCAGAUGAUAAAAUUGUAUUACCAGUUUUCAGAAAGUAUUGUAAGAGGCGUCCACCAAUAGAGGCCAGUUUGAAGAGUCGGAAUCUUAACCUUCAAAAGCAGCACAACUGUAUCCCUGAUGAACACUAUGUCCAGACAUUACUUGAAAUGCAUGGUGUUGGAGCUGAACUGGAGCGGAGAACAAUAACUUACACAGUAUGGAACCAAUCAACAUCAAAUAUGGAAAAGGGGGCCUGGCACCCCAAAAGAUUUACUUAUUCAGAUGCAGAACCUGAAAAAAUCAAUAAAAUAAAGGACAUCAGAUAUGUGUACUACAAGACAGAGGCCCGAACAGAGUGGUGUAGUAACAAUUCAACACGGGUCCCAUGCUUUCUAUUUGCAAGGAAGUUUUCACGGGCCGCUGGGAUGCGCCUUUUGAGCGUAGUGGGUGGCUCGCUUGAGGGGUCCGCUGCUUCCAAGGAGCCUCCACCAUGAUUUUUUUUCCAUGAUGGCCUGUGUUCCUAAAUCCCAUUUGCACAUGGUUCAGUGCACAUGAGAUUCACACAACAGUUUCUGUUCCACCAACAUGGGCUAUGGACAAAGUGAGGACAUUUUGGUCGUGGCAGAAUAUACAGAGGGAUGACAUGAAUAGGUGUGUUAUUAGGUAGCAUGAUUGAGUAGGAGUGAAUCACUUGUAUUGUAUGAUUAAUACUAUUAUAGUAUAAUAGUAGUAAUUCAAGAAAGGUUGUUAUUCUUACUGUAGUUGCAAUAAACAGAGGGUUUCCUUGAAUUCACCUCUUCUAGGUGAAAUUACCUUUUGAGAUAUGCCACCUCAAUCGUCAGUCUACUGGACGUCACUAACUUUAUUGUUUUAGUUCUUCUAAAAACUUUAAUACUCUCUCUUUA
Messenger RNA from Cuscuta epithymum, 1948 nucleotides. The record is from the annotation of a GenBank genome assembly. Lineage: Eukaryota; Viridiplantae; Streptophyta; Magnoliopsida; Solanales; Convolvulaceae.